Anguilla anguilla (European eel) is the source of this 6607-nucleotide messenger RNA. RefSeq names its product glutamate receptor, metabotropic 5a (gene grm5a). Gene Ontology annotation, cellular component: postsynaptic density membrane. The record is from RefSeq and is a predicted model, not a curated record. NCBI's taxonomy places the organism in Eukaryota, Metazoa, Chordata, Actinopteri, Anguilliformes, Anguillidae. Gene Ontology annotation, biological process: regulation of synaptic transmission, glutamatergic; trans-synaptic signaling by endocannabinoid, modulating synaptic transmission; G protein-coupled glutamate receptor signaling pathway. The transcript has 10 exons. Gene Ontology annotation, molecular function: G protein-coupled receptor activity involved in regulation of postsynaptic membrane potential; adenylate cyclase inhibiting G protein-coupled glutamate receptor activity. The coding region runs from base 550 to 4032 and encodes 1160 amino acids.
AACGCCAAAAGAAAAAAUGCCUGCUGUGCCGAAAUACCAAAGGGACCCAUAACGAGGAACUCAAAACGCGGCCACCAUGAGUGAGGGGGGAGGGAGACACUUUGCGAGGGCGAGAACGAGAGUGAGAAAGAGAUGUUUUUGUUGCCAUGGCAAAAAAGUGGAUUAAUCGUGAUGUACGGAUCAUCAUGUUUAGGUCUUUGCAGAACGAAUUUGAUUCACGGAUAGACUACAUUGGAUUCAUUUGAAAGCUCAUAAAACUGUUGAGUUACCGGGAGCAAUAAAGGAGAUAUUAUCCGCUCAGCAGGCGCUCGUUUUGGGCUAUCUAUGACUGGAGACUUACGAUAAGGUUAUGAUACCAAUGAUUGUACAAUCCUUUUCGACGAGACACGACCUUGGGGGAGACAUAUUCUCACUGGACUCUGUGUGGAAAUGUGAGACAAAUGAAAGCUUUACAGUACCAAGAGUGGAGUAGACUGAGAUAUUUCCCUGGACACCAUGUUUCUGAGAGUGUCCCUGCAGUGAUGGUAUUUUUCUGAAUGCAAGAGACCGAUGGUGUCACGUUGUGGUUUACCUAAUAAAAUGAGCCUCUUGCUUUUGGCCCUUCUUUUGCUGGAUGUCAGGAUGGCAAACUUAAGCCUCCUGGUGGGCGCCCAGUCCAAUGAGAGGCGGGUGCUGGCCCACGUCCCUGGGGACAUCAUCAUCGGGGCCCUGUUCUCGGUUCACCACCAGCCCCCAGCCGAUAAGGUGCACGAGCGGAAGUGCGGGGAGGUGCGGGAGCAGUACGGGAUCCAGCGCGUGGAGGCCAUGCUGCACACCCUGGAUCGCAUCAACGCCGACACCAAGAUCUUGCCCAACAUCUCGCUGGGCUGCGAGAUCCGAGACUCCUGCUGGCAUUCCGCGGUGGCCCUGGAGCAGAGUAUCGAGUUCAUCCGGGACUCUCUGGUCCCCUCAGAAGAGACAGAGAGCCAGGCGCGUUGCUCCAGCGACGGGCCUGUCAGGGGGAAGAAACCUAUCGUGGGCCUGAUUGGGCCUGGAUCCAGCUCAGUAGCCAUCCAGGUCCAGAACCUGCUGCAGCUAUUUAAUAUCCCCCAGAUUGCCUAUUCUGCUACCAGCAUGGACCUCAGUGAUAAGUCCCUAUUCAAGUACUUUAUGAGAGUAGUACCCUCUGAUGCCCAGCAAGCCCGGGCCAUGGUGGACAUCGUGAAGCGGUACAACUGGACCUAUGUGUCGGCCAUUCACACUGAGGGAAACUAUGGGGAGAGUGGCAUGGAGGCAUUCAAGGACAUGGCCGCCAAGGAGGGGAUCUGCAUCGCGCACUCUGACAAGAUCUACAGCAACGCAGGGGAGCAGGGCUUCGACAGGCUCCUGGGGAAGCUGAGGAGCCAUCUUCCCAAGGCGCGCGUGGUGGCCUGCUUCUGCGAGGGCAUGACCGUGCGCGGGAUCCUCAUGGCCAUGCGGCGCCAGAGCCUGGUGGGGGAGUUCCUGCUGGUCGGCAGCGAUGGCUGGGCCGACCGCUACGACGUGACAGACGGGUAUCAGAGGGAGGCUGCGGGCGGCAUCACCAUCAAGCUGCAGUCGGCCUACGUCAAGUGGUUUGAUGACUACUACCUGAAGCUCAGGCCCAACAACAACCUGCGCAACCCCUGGUUCCCAGAGUUCUGGCAGCACCGCUUCCAGUGCCGCCUGAGGGGCCAUCCGCAGGAGAACACCAAGUACACUCGCAUCUGCAGCGAGAAAGAGUCCUUGCGCCAGCAAUACGCCCAGGAUACCAAAAUGGGCUUUGUCAUCAAUGCCAUCUACUCCAUGGCACACGGCCUCCACAACAUGCAGAGGGCACUGUGCCCUGGCUACACCGGUCUCUGCAAAGCCAUGCGGCCCAUUGACGGCAGCAAGCUGCUGGAAUUCCUCAUGAAGACUAACUUCUCGGGCGUGUCUGCAGAGGUCAUUCGGUUUGAUGAGAAUGGAGACUCUCCGGGGAGGUACGAGAUCAUGAAUUUCAAGAAGGUGGGCGUGAACGACUUCGGCUACAUUAACGUUGGAAGCUGGGACAACACUGGUCUGAAGAUGGACGAUGAUGAGAUUUGGGCUAAUGCGAGUUCCAUUAUCAGAUCAGUUUGCAGUGACCCAUGUGAGAAGGGACAGAUCAAGGUGAUCCGCAAGGGCGAAGUCAGCUGCUGCUGGACCUGCACGCCGUGCAAGGAGAACGAGUACGUCUUUGACGAGUACACCUGCCGGGCCUGCGAGCUUGGGUCAUGGCCCACAUAUGACCUCACAGGGUGUGACCCCAUUCCUGUGGAGUACCUCCGCUGGGGGGACCCCGAGCCCAUCGCUGCCGUGGUCUUCGCCUGCCUCGGCCUCCUGGCGACCUCCUUCGUCACGUGCAUUUUCAUCAAGUUCCGGGACACGCCGGUGGUGAAGUCCUCCAGCCGCGAGCUCUGCUACAUCAUCCUGGCGGGCAUCUGCCUGGGCUACCUCUGCACCUUCUGCCUCAUUGCCAAGCCGCACGUGGUCUACUGCUACCUGCAGAGAGUGGGCAUCGGCCUGUCGCCCGCCAUGAGCUACUCCGCCCUGGUCACCAAGACCAACCGCAUCGCCCGCAUCCUGGCCGGCAGCAAGAAGAAGAUCUGCACCAAGAAGCCACGCUUCAUGAGCGCCUGCGCCCAGUUGGUCAUCGCCUUCCUCCUCAUCGUUCUCCAGCUGGGCAUCAUCGUGGCACUCUUCAUCAUGGAGCCACCCGAGGUCAUCCAUGACUACCCCAGCAUCCAGGAGGUCAACCUCAUCUGCAACACCACCACCCUGGGCGUGGUGGCGCCACUGGGCUACAACAGCCUGCUUAUCCUCAGCUGCACCUUCUACGCCUUCAAGACGCGCAACGUGCCGGCCAACUUCAACGAGGCCAAGUACAUCGCCUUCACCAUGUACACCACCUGCAUCAUCUGGCUGGCCUUCGUGCCCAUCUACUUCGGCAGCAACUAUAAGAUCAUCACCAUGUGCUUCUCGGUCAGCCUGAGCGCCACGGUGGCUCUGUGCUGCAUGUUCGUGCCCAAGGUCUACAUCAUCCUGGCCAAGCCGGAGCGCAACGUGCGCAGCGCCUUCACCACCUCCACCGUGGUGCGCAUGCACGUGGGCGACGGCAAGUCCUCCUCUGCCGCCAGCCGCACCAGCAGCAUGGCCAACCUGUGGAGACGCCGCGGGUCGGGCGGGGAGACACUCAGCUCCAAUGGGAAGACUGUCACAUGGGCUCAGAAUGAGAGAGUGCAGAGCUACAACCUGUGGAAGCGAAUCUCUGUCCACAUCAAGAAGAGGGAGUCCAACCAGACGGCCGUUAUCAAGCCCUUCUCCAAAGACGAGGGCGGGGUCAAGUGCAUAUAUGAGGUGCCUGAGACGAACCAACGCUACCCGGUCACGUACCGCCCGCGGACCCCCUCGCACAUCAGCACGGUGAGCCAGAGGGCUGCGCCGCGGGGCUGCCUGGAAGAGGAGGAGGAAGAGGAGGUGCCGGCUCUGCCGUCCUACCUGAACGAGCGGCCCCAGCGCGGCCCCAGCGCCCAGGGCACCAUCAUGGACCAGAUCAGCUGCGUGGUCAACCGCUUCACCGCCAACAUCAGCGAACUCAACAGCAUGAUGCUGUCCGGCCCCCCCUCCUGCGGGGCCACGCCCACCUCCACCACGCCCUGCUCCCCGACCUUCCUCAUCCCUCGCGAGAUGCAGCUGCCCACCUCCGUCACCACCUUCGCCGAGGUGCAGGCUGCCUCCGGCAUGGGGGCCAACGGGCGCAUGCGCGGCCUGGCCAAGGCCCCGCCUCUCCAGGUCAUGGACUCCCUGCAGGAUCCCACCUCUGUAAUGAGGCCCUCCGACCUGGAGGAGGCGCUGGCGACCCUGACGCCCCCCUCGCCCUUUAGGGACUCUGUGGGCUCUGGGAGCGGGUCGCCCACGUCGCCCGCCUCAGAGUCGGCCCUCUGCGACCCGUCCUCGCCCAGGUAUGAUCGGCUGGUGCUGCGGGACUACAGCCAGAGCUCAUCGUCAUUGUGAAGCCAGGCAGAGAGCAGCAGGGCAACCAUGGCGCCUCCUUAAACACACAGCAAAAUGACAAACGUUAGUCAACACCUGCCAGGUUUCCUGUAACCCCUGUGUUUACAGCAGUGUGGAUUUAGUCUGUGUUGAGUGGCCAGAAAGGACCUGACCAAGGCUCUAGCAAGUUUCUUCAUGACACAGUUUACAGAAGGGGUCCAGAGAACAGGCUUCAUAUAACUUCAAGUGGCCUUACUGUGCUCAGAUGCAGCUUUUGGCCAAUCUAGAGUCUCUUUUGGACUCUGCUAGGACUGGGCCACUGGCUUUGCCAUUGGGGCCCCGGUAUUGCUGAGGAGCAUUAACAGUAUACACCCUGGUGGUCCUUGGUGAUCAUCUUUGUGACAGUUAAAAUGGAACAGACACGUGAGAUGCUGUCGACUGUAUCCUGGGGUGUCGAAAUCAUGGUCAACAGCAUAAAUAUCCAGUGUGAUUUGCCUUUCUGGCACAUUUUCAGACACACUACAGUAUAAAGUGCUUUGUUUUGAAAUGAAAGAAGAUAAUUGCAUACACUAUACAGCCUGUUUGUUACUGGAAUCUUCUUAUUCUUCUUUUUUCUGUAAAUGUAUUCUCUUUUUAUUUCUUAUUUAAACUCUCCAGAAAUUACACUUAAAUGUCAAUAUAAAAUAUGAAUGUAUAUUCAUCUUCAGAUGAUAUGGGACCAAAACUAUCUUGUUCCUCAGUUAGUGUUUGGAUCAAGUGGUUCAAGUCAAUUUAGUAAGUGCUCAGUCCUAUGCUGGAAUGCGUCACAUGUUUGCUUAUUUAUGUAAUGACAUGUAUUUGCUGUCUGAGGGAACAGUUGGUCGUAUUUGCUGUACUGUAAUCAAGUCGGUGCUGGGAAUGAAGUGUUCAGGCUGUCAUUGUGAAAGUGAAGUGAUUAUUAAUCAUUUAGAAGAUGCAUUCCUAAAUGCCUGAUGCGAAAGCACACUGCCCCAGCGAGCACAGGGUCUUCACACAACGUCUCUUAGACAGGGCGGCGCUUUCAUGAUGGAACGACGUCAUUGCUACACCGAAAGAAUGUCACAAGGAGCCACACUGGGCCUUUCUGUGCAGAGGAGCGCAGAUACAAACACAUUCACUGAAGAAAAACACUGAGAUAAGCAGUACUGAUAAUCAAGAGAAUGUAAGCAGUGCAGUCAAAAUGGCUGUAUUCACCAAGAUGCCAGUGAGUUGAUAUUUUUUUCACAUUAACCAUAUUAUAUAUUGCAUUAUGUAACUACAUAGAAGGCAUGACUAAAGCAUUUGUUCAUUUGUAGCUUGAUUUAUUUGUUCCUUAGUUGCUUAAUUUAAAAAAAUAUUAUCAAUUUCCACUUUAUUAACAUUAUCAUAGUAAACUUAGCUACAAGUGCAAAUGUGUAUCAAUGAAUGUUUAAAUGAGAUACUAUCUGCUGUAAAUAUAACUAUGGAUAUUUGUGCCAAAGGGAAUAGGACUUUAGAGUCAGAAGAUUAUCUGUUUUUAUUAUUUAUUUUCUCAUGCACUGUAGGUUGCUCUAUAUUAUAACAUCAACUAAAUGAAGUGACAACAACAAUAAUAAAAAAUGACCAUCUUUGUCAUGAUUGUAAACUGUAUUAUUUAAAACUGUAAACUCAAUACAUGGCUGAACACUUUUUAAAAGCCCCUAUCAAGAAAAAUGUUUUUUUUUUUUCUUUCUGGUGUUAUAUAAAAUUGUGAGAAGGAAUGUAAUUUAAAAGCGCAAUUCUGUGAAGUGGUCCACAAACAAACAUGUUUUUACAACCUUAAUAAAUGUGUUUAGUAGUGUUCAACAGUGGCUGAAAUCUAGUAAUUAUGUACAUGAUAUACUGAUAAUAUACAGCGUAUAUUAUCAUUUGAAAUGUAUAGAAUUAAUAGAAUCAUGCAACCACAUUUCCUUAAUAUUUGAAAAAACUGAGGUGGUUCAGUAUCUUCUAAUAAAAACAGAAGUUUUCUAUUAAUCAGUAUAUGUAUUACCUUUCAGCUGUACAUCGCUGGCCAUUUAAGCAUGUAAAUGUAUUUGUAUCCUAUUUACCUCCAUUUACAUUUUUAAAUAUUUGACUCCAGAUUGAGAAAGAAACUGGGAUUUGUACUGCAAUGAUAAGAUUUGUAGUUUUCAUCAAGCAUAAGUUAAACAUUAUCAGUUGAGAGUUUUUAUGGUUAUGUACUGAACAAAAUAGACAGGGGCUGGUACAUUUCAAUGCAAUUCAGUGCCAACUCUUCUGAAUCUGUAUCCACAGCUAAGUGCUUUUAUGUUUCUGACCUUUUGGAAUUCUUUGUAAGUUUUUUGUUUUUGUUUUAACAUUUGCCAUAUUUUUCUUUGGCACUGCUUUCUGACUUUCUGGUGGUAAAAUGCUAAACCGUAUGGUAUAUUUGGCAUGUAACUGGCAAUGAACGCUGUCUGAUGCCAUUUUUAAUAGGUUCAUUUAGCUUUGUAAUGUGAGGAAUGAAAUGGUUACAGCUGUUUAGAGAAUUAUUUCAGGAUUUUUAUAUUAAUUAUUGAGAGCCUUUUGUGUGUUCUUGCACUGCAGAGAUCUUUUUAAAAAUGAUUAAAAACCAGGACUAAUU